AUGGAGGAAAGGAGCACUAGUGGAGAUUUCCUAAGCAAGGAUUCCAACAUCUCAACCUGGGAGACUACCAUCACAGCACCAAAUGGAAGCAUCUACAAUGAUUCUCCACAUUGUGACAUCAAGUUCCACCCCACAAUUUAUCUUUCCUUUGUCUUUAUACUGGUUGGAUUGACAGGAAAUGCCAUAGUGAUAUGGCUUCUGGGCUUCCGCAUGCACAGGAAUGCCUUCUCUGUGUACAUCCUCAACCUGGCUAUGGCUGACUUUCUCUUCCUGAGUUUUUUUGUCACUUCCAUCUUCUUUUCCAUCCACUUCCUUUCAUUUCUUCUUCUUCUUCUUGUGCAAAGACUUACUUAUCUUUCUGGGCUGAGCAUUCUCAGUGCCAUUAGUGUUGAGCGCUGUCUGUCUGUCUUGUGGCCCAUCUGGUAUCGCUGCCGACGCCCAAGGCACACAUCAGCUGUCACAUGUGCCUUGCUUUGGGCUCUGUCCCUGCUCUUGAGUCUCCUGCAUGGAGAGGCGUGUGGCUUUCUGUUUAAUAGUAUUGACUUUUUUCGGUGUCGGACAUUAAAUUACUUCACAGCUUCCUGGUUAAUUGUUUUAUUUGUGGUACUCUGUGUGUCCAGCCUCACCCUGCUGGUGAGGAUCUUUUGUGGCUCACAGCGGAUCCCUGUGACCAGGCUGUGUGUAAUCAUUGUACUCACAGUGCUGUUCUUCCUGAUCUUUGGUCUCCCCUUGGGCAUCUACUUUCUCCUCAGCAAAUGGUUUGGAAAUUUGGAUUAUGCUAAAAUUUGCAAUCUUAAUAUUACUGUAUCACUUCUAUCCUGUGUUAAUAGCUGUGCCAACCCCAUCAUUUACUUCUUCAUUGGAUCCAUCAGGCACCGCAGGUUCCACCGGAAGUCUCUGAAGCUGUUACUUCAGAGAGCCUUGCAGGACACUCCUGAGGAGGAAGGUGGAGAGAGGGCCUGUCCAAGAAAGACUGAGGAACAUGAAACACUGUAG
This is a messenger RNA of Chionomys nivalis (European snow vole), 996 nucleotides long. Its product is annotated as mas-related G-protein coupled receptor member B2-like. Lineage: Eukaryota; Metazoa; Chordata; Mammalia; Rodentia; Cricetidae. Gene Ontology annotation, molecular function: G protein-coupled receptor activity. The transcript has 2 exons. Gene Ontology annotation, cellular component: membrane. The record is from RefSeq and is a predicted model, not a curated record. The coding region runs from base 1 to 996 and encodes 331 amino acids. Gene Ontology annotation, biological process: G protein-coupled receptor signaling pathway.